UAGGCCACAGAACUCCCACCAGUGCUGUCGGUUCAAUUUCAAUAUCUCCCAUGAUGGGUCGAUGGUAGUGUGUUGUUAUACUCAAGAAAGAUUGACUCAGUCGGCCAAGAGUGACCUCCCACAAGCAAAUCGACUGUCGGGUGGCACUGGCAAUGGUGAUGAUGAUACUCAUCCUCAAAGCCCUCAGAUAGGGGUAGAUGUGAUGGAAUACAAGCUACCAAGAAGCGAGAAGACUCUGGACGAGUUUGGCUUGUUAUUAGAGGAACAUCUCAGUCCAAGAGAGAAAGAGUUGAUCGACCAAAGAAGAAGAACCGACUUCGACAAUCCGGGAAAUCUUUUGGACGGCUUGCUUCAAAUCUGGACCUUCAAAGAAUCGAUCAUCAAGGCCUUGGGGAUUGGAUUGAGCAUGGAACUCAGCUCGAUAAGUCUCAGCAAUUUGAUCAGCCAUCCGGAAGUCAAUUGGGAUCCUAUCGAGACCGGCAGCCCUGCUACUACGAGGCUGGAGGACUUUAUCUUACCCGAUAGGUCAUCUCAACUAGUUGUUUCAAUUAAUGGCCAAGAAGAUCGGAGCUGGAAGCUUUGGAAUGCCGUUUGGGCCAGGCCAGACUCGAUCGGGGUGGAGUGCAAAUACAUCCUAUCGGCGGCUCUCAAGUCAUUUUGUCCUCAAAACCUCUCCUCUGAGACUUCAUUGCUUCACCCAGUAGUGUUCAAGACCGUCCCAGAUCUUCUGCCGUCUCAUUGA
Puccinia graminis f. sp. tritici CRL 75-36-700-3 is the source of this 742-nucleotide messenger RNA. RefSeq lists its product as uncharacterized. The coding region runs from base 62 to 742 and encodes 226 amino acids. Gene Ontology annotation, molecular function: magnesium ion binding; holo-[acyl-carrier-protein] synthase activity. The transcript has a single exon. Gene Ontology annotation, cellular component: cytosol. The record is from RefSeq and is a predicted model, not a curated record. NCBI's taxonomy places the organism in Eukaryota, Fungi, Basidiomycota, Pucciniomycetes, Pucciniales, Pucciniaceae.